AUGAAUAUUUCGACAUCUACGUUCCAGACUUCUAGAAGGAGAUUGAAGAAGAUUGAAGAGGAAGAGAAUGCUGCAACAUUACAAUUGGGACAUGAAUUCCAAUUGAAACAAAUCAACCAUCAAGGAGAAGAGGAAGAACUGAUCGCAUUGAACUUGAGUGAGGCAAGAUUAAUUAUCAAAGAAGCCUUAGUGGAAAGAAGAAAGGCGUUUAAGAAAUCUCAGCGUAUACAACAAAAAAAGAGGAAACAGCGUCAGAAUGAAAGUAAUAAUAUACACAAUAACUCCACCAAGGGAUCAGGCGAUAGCGACAGUGACGAUGCAGGUGCCAUUAACCAUAUUAACCAAACUGACAGUUCACACAUGGUGGAUGAGGCACAAAGUGACGAGGAUGACGAUGAAGAAGAUGAAGAUUUCAUGCACACAGAGACCCGUGAAAAGGAACUAGAAUCAUUAGAUGUCCUGUUGGAACAAACUACAGGUGGGAACAAUAAGGAUUUAAAGAAUACUUUGGAAUAUUUGACCAAUUUCUCAAGAUUUAGAGAUCAAGAAACUGUUGGUGCAGUAAUUCAAUUGUUGAAAAGUACAGGAUUACACCCAUUUGAAGUGGCUCAAUUGGGAUCCCUGGCGUGUGAUACAGCAGAUGAAGCAAAGACUCUUGUUCCAAGUCUUAAUAACAAAAUAUCUGACGAUGAAUUGGAAAGAAUUCUAAAGGAACUGUCAAACUUGGAAACGUUGUAUUGA
Messenger RNA from Naumovozyma castellii, 741 nucleotides. It is a transcript of the gene RPB4, whose product is annotated as DNA-directed RNA polymerase II subunit RPB4. The coding region runs from base 1 to 741 and encodes 246 amino acids. The transcript has a single exon. NCBI's taxonomy places the organism in Eukaryota, Fungi, Ascomycota, Saccharomycetes, Saccharomycetales, Saccharomycetaceae. The record is from RefSeq and is a predicted model, not a curated record.